AUGCCUUAUCUCGAUCAGUACAGCCACUUGUACUCAUACGCUGGUGGCAGCACGCGCACUGGCGUUGGGGGCUUAAGAGCAGCUGAACACCUCGGAAGGGCACUCGCAGAAGUGGACGGCCUUUUUGCAGGCUUCACCCACCUCGACGAAACAGAGCCUGAAUCAAGAACUAGUCAUUCUAGUCAUCGACCAGAUGAUCUUGCACUUGAGCUGGACUCAUUGUGCAAUACGUCUCCAGCCAACAGUGCAACAGAUUCACAGUCUGAUUUCACCCACCCCAGCGAUCAGGCUCGGGAAAAUGCCUGGGCAUCCAUCCGAACAGUUCGCGAGGGAAUGCAAAUACUCUGGGAACAUUUCAUUGAUAUUUCUCACGAUGUCAAUCUUUCCACCAUCAACAACAUCCGCGCCGAAUACCACGACGCUAAAGGACUUCGUCAAGCAGGAGUCUUUGCUUUCCGCAACACAUUAACCGGACCGGCUCCGAAUGACCUCGUCAAGAUCUUCGCCUUCUGUAGCUUAUCUUACGUCGUAUCCCGUAUUCUUUAUUCAAGAGGACGGCUUGCAGAAGGCGACAUCCUCGCUGGCAUCCGCCUUUGGCUCAAUGCCCUCGAGAAUGAAGACGAGCGAAAGGCCUUCGAGGUUCUCGCAGAGCGGCUUUGGCCCGAAUCCCGAAACCAUCUCCAUUUCAUCAACCUGGACUUGGGAGAACAGUCACAGAAAUUAGCAGGUUCUCUACGACGAGGCGAAACGCCAUUCUCGGUACCGUCCCCGCAGACAUAUCCAGUACCACCACUUGCCAACCUUGGGCCUCAGACAUCAUCGGUAUACGAACAACGGGUACCGGCUUAUUCCUUCGAGCUGGGAAGCUCCCAUGACCUGGCCAUUGCACCAGAUCUUGGGACCAUAGACCCUGUACUCUUGAACUUACUCGCAGCGGACAUUUCGCCAGCCUACGUCCAGAAUCUGACCGAUCGGACAUAUGGCGAGUUCAAUUUCUCGCUCGCACUUCCUGGAACACACGCUCAAGUUCACGAACCAGAGGCAAGUCCCUGGCACAGUUUUGACCCAGGCCCAGUCCAACCCUCCGACCUCGACAUCAAUGCAAUUGGGGGCACCACGGCAUGGAGUGCGAUGCCUCAAUCCAACGCUGGUAGUCCAAUCGCCAGCACCUCGAGCCACGACUCGCACAGUCAAUCGUUAUCGAGUACACAGACAGUCGAUGAUAUUUCAGCAUCCCUUCAGAGGACUUCUGUAUUCAUAGCUGUGUUGGAGUACAUACGAGAACACGGAGCCUUCUGGUUCAAGCUUGCUGGCUGUGGACUGCUGUCCAAAGAUCUCCGGUCAUGUCUCGCAUGGAGUCAAGAGCGAUUAAGAAAGAGGAAACAGAUAGAGGCCUCCUAUAUGCAACCACUGUUGUCAGAGAAGUAUACGAGAGACUUGCCAGCUCGUGGAAUAGUCUCCGUUGUGGAGGCAUUCUUUGAUCAAGGUCUACUACAAAGCAUCGAGGACAUCAGGAGCUACAUGGAGCGUGUAGCCAGCCUGUUGUUCAGCGAUCGAGUUGCUUGCCAGGAGUUUCGCGACUGGGUCCACGACGUUCAAGGAAGUCCACAAGCUUGCUUGUCCACUCCAAAGACUACUACCAAGUCAAAACGUCUAUCUUGCCCCAAAUGCGAGUACACAAGCGACCGAUCGUAUAACAUGGACAGACAUUACAAUACGCAUGAAAGAAAUGAGGAACAUAAUAAAAAGAAGAGCAGGAAAUAUUGAAGAUAAUUUAUGCUAUAUAUGUAUGGCUAGAAGCGCGAGGGGAGACAGAAGCGGUAGGAUUGUUAGUGUUUUGAAAGGUAACCUCGAGAUCGUACAACGACUGCGGAAUGUUGUAAAUCGAAGGCCUCGGGUUUCUGAAUGACCAGAUCGAUGAGUCUAGAAGAUUAUUAGUUUUUAG
Fusarium oxysporum Fo47 is the source of this 1945-nucleotide messenger RNA. RefSeq lists its product as uncharacterized. The transcript is spliced from 3 exons. NCBI's taxonomy places the organism in Eukaryota, Fungi, Ascomycota, Sordariomycetes, Hypocreales, Nectriaceae. The record is from RefSeq and is a predicted model, not a curated record. The coding region runs from base 1 to 1767 and encodes 588 amino acids.